AUGUCUUCCUUAACUGAAAUUGAACAGGAAAGACUGUUUCUUACUACUCUCACCUUAGAGGAGUUCUUCGAUGAAGAUGAGUUUAGCAAGAUGCAGUAUCAAGGAUUCAGUCCAUUUGAUUUGCUAGUGACAUUGAGGAAGAGGGCUAGCGAGAAGAACAUCUCAGAGGAGAUCCAUAAAAAGAAUCUUGGCUGGUUGUCUGCUUUGGGCACAAUGAGAGGUACCAACCUCACUAAAAUUCAAAGUAAGACAGGCAAUGAAGGGAAGAAUAAGCUUAAAGAGCUGAUCUCCAUUUACAAAGUAAUGUCCAAACCUGUCGGUAUGGAUGAUGCCUCACUAUCUAGAAUAGCUGCUUGUUUUGCCCGUCAGAUAUCCGACAUGAGUCACCUGAAGGGGAAAUUGUUUUUACCAGUUUCUACUGAUUCAUUGACUGAUGGAUUCCCUGCAGGACUGAGAGUGUCAUCAGCUGGCUCCCUUAUUCCCUCAAAGGCUUGCUGGCAUGAUCCCAAUGACUUCGUAUCCUUCGUUGAUGCCUUUGCUUUACAUCAAUACCAUUUCGACAAGGUCAUUAACCCAAACAACAAGAAGCAAUCAGCAGGGUCUAAGAUUAAAGGAUUUGUCGUGAUUCAAAUAUCUUCUAAGCUGUAUUCUGAUGAUAUUAGAAUUUCUCACUGGAAAGGGCAAGGCUUGGUCAAGCACCCAGCUAAUAGUACUCAGAUUAAAUGCAAAAUUAAUCAAAACACUCCUAGCUUUAUUCAUUACUUUUUAAACAAAAAUGAUGCAAACAGUUUCGCCAGAUAUAUUGAUAUAAUGUAUCCAACUAGUGAAACUAAUUUAUGUAAAGUCAAGCCUAUAGAUCCUAAACAUGAUUUUAAUUCUGUAGACUUAGACGUUAUGUUAACUGAAAUAAAAAAAACUGCUGGUGACGAUAUUUUAUUAGACAAUGUAGUAUUUUACAUAGUUGUAGUAACUUUUCCAUUUUCAAUCAAAUUUUCAACUUAUCACGAAAAAUUUAAGAAAUCUAUAUCUAAAGCUGUGUUCUCCUAUAAACAUUGCAUAGCUCAUCUUGUAGACUUGAACUUUAACGAUGACUCUAAAGUUGAAAUGACGAUUGAAACCAUGUUUAAAAUUUUCAUUUCACAAGAAGAUUGGGGUAUUUCUUGGUUAAGUGAAAUAUCUAAAGAAGCAGAACGUGCAGCACUAUAUAACAAUAAUAAUGUUGAACUCGCCGAAUUCUUCAUGAAGACCUUCACUUUCACCCCUACAAAAUGGUACUCGCACAAGAACUUUUCGAACGUGAUUUUGUUUCAAGACAAAGGGCAUGCGAAACGCUCCCUGAUAAUUUGCCCCCUGAAGCAGUUGUGUUUUUUAUUGAUGAGGCACACUUCCACAUCUCAGAACCCCAAUGACAUCUGGCCAGAACUGUACGACAUCGAGGACCUACAGGAAGACGUUCAUGCGUAUAACAACCUUCUUACACGCAUUGGCCACUUCCUCACCGUCAUUGAGUGGAGCGGAAGCGCCACUGAAAGCGCAUUAGCUUGUGCAGAUAUUCAUGAGACCCUGUAUUUGGGUUGA
This is a messenger RNA of Brassicogethes aeneus, 1578 nucleotides long. The record is from the annotation of a GenBank genome assembly. Lineage: Eukaryota; Metazoa; Arthropoda; Insecta; Coleoptera; Nitidulidae.